ACUCAAUUACUAUGUUUGCUGUUCAUGGGCUGAGGAUUGCUGAAUACGAGCCUCGAAAAUAAACCAGUGUCAGGCAGGAUCUACCAUUUGCAUUCAACCAUUUUAUGAACACUUUGAUUCGUCGCCGGAGAAAUUGUCGCUGUUUUCUCUAUUUCAGACACCUCUCAGCCAUCGCCGAUGCUAAAUCAGACGCACCAUCCAUCGAAAUUCCUGGUCCGGGGGUCCCUAAUGUUGACAAGGUGGCAAUUUUGCACGACAACUUGCGCUCAUGUGCAAGAACGGGUUCGAUUAUGGAGGCGGGUGCCUGCCACGCGCAGGUUAUCCGUUUGGGGUUGGAAUCCGACGUUCUAGUUUCGAACAUGGUCAUCAAUACGUACUCAAAGUGCGGGGUGACGAGUCUUGCCCGGAAGAUGUUUGAGGAAAUGCCUCACAGGAACUUGGUUUCCUGGAAUACCAUGAUUAGCUCUCACAGCAGGGAUGGGGAAGAGCAAGAAGCUCUUGUUCUUUUCAUGUGGAUGCAGAGGGAAGGCACGCAAUUUGGUGAAUUUACUGUUUCUAGUGUUCUCUGUGCUUGUGCUGCUACGUGUGCUGUGCUCGAGUGUAAACAGCUGCAUGCUUUUGCCAUGAAGAGUGCUACGGAUUCUAACGUUUUUGUUGCGACGGCGUUGCUUGAUGUUUAUGCGAAAUGUGGUUUGAUAGGUGAUGCAAGUUUGGUUUUUGAGUUUAUGCAAGAGAGGAGCGAUGUAACAUGGAGUUCAAUGAUGGCGGGAUUUGUGCAAAACGACAUGAAUGAGGAAGCCUUGUCGCUGUUUCAUAGGGCUCAAGCGGUGGGGCUAAAAUAUGACCACUUUAUAGUUUCUUCCGCAAUUUCUGCUUGUGCAGGUCUGGUGGCUCUUAUUCAAGGAAAACAGUUUCAUGCCAUUAUAUGUAAAUCUGGGUUUGGUUCCAAUAUUUUUGUGUGCACCUCUCUCAUUGACAUGUAUGCUAAAUGUGGCACCAUUAGAGAGGCUUAUCUUGUGUUUUCAGGUGUAGAAGAGAAGAGCGUUGCUUUGAUGAAUGCAAUGAUAUCGGGUUUUGCGAAACAUGCACGGUCCUUGGAAGCAAUGAUUUUAUAUGAGAAGAUGCGGCAGAUGGGUAUAUAUCCAAAUGAAGCGACCUAUGUUUCUAUGUUAUCUGCUUGCAGUCACGUGGGUUUGGUUGAAAAUGGAAGGAAGUACUUUGAUUUAAUGACCAGAGAUCGUAACGUCUUUCCAAAUGUCCUUCAUUAUUCAUGCAUGGUUGACAUUCUUGGUCGGGCUGGGUUGGUUGAUGAAGCAUACGAUCUGAUCAUUGGAAUGCCCUUUGAUGCCACUCCUUCGAUUUGGGGAUCACUGCUGGCCUCUUGCAGGAUAAGUGGAAAUCUGGGCAUCGCCGAGGUUGCAGCCAAGAAAUUAUUUGAGCUUGAGCCUCAUAAUGCCGGAAAUCAUAUCUUGCUAUCUAAUACAUAUGCAGUGAAUAAGAUGUGGGAUGGGGUUUCUACAGCUAGGAAACUCCUAAAAGAUAGUGAGGUGAAGAAAGAGAAGGGUAAGAGUUGGAUUGAACUCAAGGAUCAGGUCCAUUCUUUUGUGGUUGGGGACAGAUUACAUCCCAAGAUCGCUGAUGUUUAUCUGAAGUUGGAUGAUUUGUUUAAAGAGGUGGAGAGACGGGGUUAUAGAGCUGAAACUGAACACGACCUUCAUGACUUGGAGGUGAUAAAAAAACAAGAGCUUUUAAGGCAUCACAGUGAGAAGCUAGCUCUUGCUUUUGGCUUGUUGUGCUUACCUCCAAGUGCACCUAUUAGAAUUAUGAAGAAUCUCAGAAUUUGUGGAGAUUGUCAUUCCUUUAUGAAGAUUGCAUCAGGCGUCACAAACAGAGAGAUUAUCGUGAGAGAUACAAACAGAUUUCACCACUUUAGUGAUGGGUAUUGUUCUUGUGAAGAUUUUUGGUGAAAAUGCCAGUAAGUUUCAUUUUUAUGUGGGGUUAGUACGCUUUAUCUUGUGCCGGGGGUUCAUUUGGCUUCUGCCUUGUGGUUGGGGCAUAUUAUUGUUCAAUUUCUUCACCAGCGAUCGAUGUUUCUCCAAGAUCUCAAUUAAUUGUAUGCUCACACAGUAGAGAUUCCUAGAUACACUUUGCCCAGGAAUAAACUCAGAUUUUUUGCAGAUGGAGCUCAGAACUAUCCAACUGGGUGGAAGGACCUUUUAUUAGGGAAAAGGAAUAACAGGACUUUGGGUGCCUACUCUGGGAGAAAAGCUAGCAUUGCAUUAUGAUACUUCUCAAGGUGUUACACAGCAAACUGUAUUUGCUAGCUUCUUCGUACUUUUCCUUCGGUGCUUAUAAGAACCACAAUAUGUGCUCUUCUCUUUCUCCCCAUUUGAUCGAGUCUGCGUCUCUCGAUGGAAGGGAAUCCUCACUCCUCCACUGUGGUUCCCCCCACUAUGUUUCAUGCAUGCAAGCGCCGCUUUAUCGGCAAUACCUCCAGAGAAGGCAUUAAUGUCAAUGAUCAACCUGACAACAACACGGGAUUUUCUCGUAGGGCGAUUCAUGGAUCUCUUGAUCUUAAUCAGCCAAUAUCUGAUUCGACAUUGAUUUGGCUUGAUGAUCCAUCACAAAUCCCCCGUCCUGUGGAAGAGAGUGCUGUGCACAAGACUGGAUUGGGACAACUUUUGAAGGGCACAAAUAAGAGAGGCUUUACAGAAUUGGGGACAAAUGGGAAAUCCAUUGACCUAGACUUAACUCUUAGGCUAUCAACCCAGGUGGGCAAUCAAGCAGGUCAAGUUUCACCUCAGUUAGGGUCAUCUUCAGGCAUGCAUUCAGAUCCUAAGUCAAAGAAUGUUCAUGCUGAUGGUGGUGAGCCUAGAGAGCUUUCGUUAAUUACAAUGGGAUGUACUCAUUGCCGGAUGUAUGUGAUGGCCAGCGAAAUAGAUGCAAAAUGCCCAAUUUGUGACAGUUUGGCCUUGCUUGACCAGUUUCGUGGGGACCCAGCUAAGAGCAUGAGGAAGAUGUAGCCUCAUUCAUAUUUCUUAAUUUCAAGUCAAGGAAGCUCUUGGUGCCAAAUAACUUCCUUUGGUGUUUCUUGUUUCAACAUUAUCAUCCUUUUCUUGUCAUCGUUGUUCUUCCUUAUGUGAACUGCUGCGUACAUUUUGUUAUGCAUUUACUUUGUGUGAUUGAAGCACCUAAUAAUACAAUAUGUGGUUUAUUUUGAAGUGAGUUCAAUAGUUUG
This is a messenger RNA of Rhodamnia argentea, 3238 nucleotides long. RefSeq names its product pentatricopeptide repeat-containing protein At5g04780, mitochondrial. The coding region runs from base 105 to 1967 and encodes 620 amino acids. The transcript is spliced from 3 exons. Lineage: Eukaryota; Viridiplantae; Streptophyta; Magnoliopsida; Myrtales; Myrtaceae. The record is from RefSeq and is a predicted model, not a curated record. Gene Ontology annotation, molecular function: zinc ion binding; protein binding; RNA binding. Gene Ontology annotation, biological process: RNA modification.